Abrus precatorius (Indian licorice) is the source of this 1183-nucleotide messenger RNA. RefSeq names its product basic leucine zipper 24-like. Gene Ontology annotation, molecular function: DNA-binding transcription factor activity, RNA polymerase II-specific; RNA polymerase II cis-regulatory region sequence-specific DNA binding. The coding region runs from base 164 to 946 and encodes 260 amino acids. Gene Ontology annotation, biological process: DNA-templated transcription; regulation of transcription by RNA polymerase II. The record is from RefSeq and is a predicted model, not a curated record. NCBI's taxonomy places the organism in Eukaryota, Viridiplantae, Streptophyta, Magnoliopsida, Fabales, Fabaceae. The transcript is spliced from 2 exons.
UCAAAUAACACGUAGAGUUUUCUGGGAUACUCAUCCUGUCCCGUUGUCUAAAAGCUAGCAAACUAGUAGCAGUUACUAAUAAAACUAUGAUGCUUCUGGUGCCACCAAGGGCCAGAUAUGCUUUUCUGUUGAGAGAUUGCAGCUAACAUUCACUCGGGUACAGAUGGAUGAUGGAAAUGCUGAGCUUUCUGAUAAGCUUUCAGAUAAUGUUUUACUUUUGAAUCCAGAGCCAUCUAGCAGUUUUCAGGCUUCAAAAUCUGUGAAUACAGUUACUGAAUUGGGUAGGAGUACCAGAACAUGCACGCACACUCACACAUGCAACCCACCUGGCCCUGAUGCUGCUCAUAUUCACACAUGCUGUCACACACACACCCAAGUUUUUUCACCUGAAGAUGAUGAAAGGGAUCACAUUAACUCCAAGCCAAAAGGGCCUUCUGGCAACCGAGAAGCUGUUAGGAAGUAUAGGGAGAAGAAGAAGGCACACACAGCUUACUUGGAGGAGGAAGUUAAGAAAUUGCGUCUGGUGAAUCAGCAACUAGUGAGAAAGCUACAAGGGCAUGCACUGCUUGAAGCAGAGUUGUCAAAGUUGAGGAGCAUUUUGGCACACCUUAAGGAAAAAAUUGACACUGAAGUGGGUGCCUUCCCCUUUCGAAAGCACUCUGACUCUUCUUACAUUUUCAAAGAAGGGGAUACUGGUUUGUUGUCCUCUGCAUGGACAAUUGGUCAUCAGUGUAAGAACAAUUCGCCAUGCUUCCAUCCACAUGCAGGAUCAUUAUCAUCCCAGCUUAACAUUUGUGCAUAUGAAAAAUCUAUGAUUCCAUGGGAAGGACACUGCCAAGCUGAAAUUUUAGAUUGUCAUGUUGAUGCAAACAACAUGACAAGUACUGAAGGACAAACUGUGGAAACAGUCGAUAACUUCAUGCCAUCUGCAUCUCAAGAUGGAUAGUUUCUCAAGACAACUAUUAUUCUGCUGAGUUUGUUCCAAAUGCUAUCAUGGAUGCUUUGUCUGUUUGGUAGUGAGGUAAGAGUAUGUACAUCUAAGUUGUGUUAGCAUAAAAGGUAAGUUAGACAACUCACUACUUGACUCAUGAAGUUUGAUUUCUGUAAUAGGAUAUGUAUACACAGGCAGAGUGUUUUUGAAAUUUGUACAAUAUGCUAGCAUGUAAACAGUGGUCUACUUUUA